AGCCAGCUUCCUUUGCUUUUGCAGUUGCUGCUGCUUUCGUAGCUCGGGGUUCUCUCUCCCCCCCCCUACUCCAAGCUUGCUCUCUUCUGUUCCCCAAGCUGUGUGAUCUCAAAUCUGUGACUCAGAGACUUGCAAACCUGAUACUGCAGCGUGCGGUUGGCAGAAAGGGAGAAUAGACGUUUGCGGGAGAAUCGAGCCAGGUACACCGCAGGAGUUUUUCUUUCCCCGUACACAGAAAGAAGACUGAGCAGGGUGACAACUGCACACGAUAUUCGCGAUUGCAAGAAAACUUCCUGCUUUCUUUCCAGGUGGCCUUUGGAGAUCGAUUCAGGCUUUGGUGUUGGCGUUUUUUGUUUGUUUGGUUGUUGUUUUUUUGGAUUGGAACUAAAGCAACGAAAAGCGAUGGGGGCUAACCUUUCAUUUCUCUGACGCGUGGGAGCAAGGAGGUGAGUUUCAAAUCGAGAGCGCCUGCAGGGUCCCGAGGCCUUCUGUGUCUUUUUUCGUUUUGUUUUGCAACGUUGGGUUUCUGCUCAACCCGAGGAGAAACCGCAGCUUGCGGAGACGGUUUAUUUGCAGCCCGGAAAAGGCUUUUGCAGAGAGAGGACUGGGGCUGAUGGGAUGAAUUAGGGAGAAAGAGGACUUGGGCGAACUUUUUGGUUGGCUUCUGCAUAAUACGUGCCUCGCGUUGUUUGUGCAGCUACGCAUUUCAGCAUUGGUAAUGGGCGGCCGCGGAAAGGAGGUGUCCUCCCUUCAGAACCGGGAAAUGAGCUACAUACGGAGUAUUCUGGUUACCAGUUCCCUUGUCUUGUUUCAGGCACUGAGAAGAAGUGGACUUCAGAAUCCUUUUGCAUCACAGAGAAUCAAGGGAGAAGUCUAACAGACUGAAAUCUGCAUGGAUUAGGGUGGAAGGGGAAGAAAGCCUUUUGCUAUCUUUACAUCUGUUUCACUUUGUACCCUAUCACGAGCCAUGGGUUGGCUGUCGAUCUGACCCUUUCACCUGGGACGACAGACUGAAUCAUGAGUCUACAGGCUCAGUCAAAGUCUUCAAGCAAGAGGGCUGGGAAGCAAGUUGGCUUUUUCGGUGAGCAAGGUGUUCUGCUGAAAGAGGCCCAGCAGCAGCAGCAGCAGCUCAAAGAAGGACAGUACUACAGCCAUGGUGGGGAAGUCCCUUCCUCUCAAGCCAUGGAGCUUUCCAAGUCGGGUGUCUUCAGUGGGAUCCCCAGCAACGCUGCCUUGCUGAGCUCUCUCUAUCAGGAGAGGGGUGAGGCAAGGAUGACCCCUCAGCAGUUGGCUAAUGCCAAAUGGCAGAACUCCCUUAUGGGAGGCCGGUUGCCUGAGCAGAGUGAAGCCAGUUGGCAGCCCCAGCCAGGAGGAUGGAAUCCUGGGAUGGUUUAUGGGGGUAGUCAGAAAGGGGGACAUCCCAGCGCCAGUAUGCCAGGUUUCUACGGCCACCCGGACACCUUGAAAAGAAGCCGGGAGAAAGGUAUGGUGGUGUCACAGCUAGACUUAUAUGGAGAUGUUGUCAAAGCUCAGCUGGAACAGCAAGUCCUGGCCAGGCAGCAAGGCCACAUGAAUCAGUUCCAGCAAAUGCAAAAGCAGCCGCCGCCGCCACAGAACCAGACCCUCCCUUUGCAGCCUUUCCAGCUUGCCUUUGGCCACCAGGGCCAGAAGCAGGGGCUUCCUGAACUGUUGCAUGUCUUUCAACAGCCCCCCACUUCCUCCAGCCCAGCCUUUACUGCCCAGCAGAAGCAACAAGCUCUUCCUCAGUUGCAGCUCUUUGAAAACUUUUAUCCACAGCAGCAGCACCAUCAGCAGGCUGCUGUGCAAGCCUUUGGCAUGCAGCAGCAGCCUGCCUCCGUAGCGCAGCCUCAUGUGGCUGCACCUCCCCAGCCCCUGCAGCACCAUAUGGGUUCCCAUCAAUUCCACCCAAUGUCUGAGAGGAACCAGGAGCUGCUGAAGGCCCUAACAGAGCACAAUGCGCAGGCUGUCCUACCACAGACACAGAUCCCGCUCCCCAGAAGAUCGCGACGGCUCUCUAAGGAAGGGGUCCUGUCAGCUUCUUCCAUGGAAGAGUCGCUGGGGUCUAAGCCGGCUGAGGGGUACCCAGGUAAUGUGCUGCCGCAUCCCUGGCAGCCACAGCAGCACCCAGAGAUUCAAUUCCAACAUCCGUCUGAGGCAUUCAUUCACAAGGACGGUUAUUCACAAUUGACCAGAACAGAGCUGGACCAUGGGGAGAUGACUUCUGGGGGUCAGCCGAGCCAACAUGAAGCAGAAAAAAUGGGCAUGUAUGAGCAUGCCAGAGAAGCAGAGAAGCAGGUGGCUGCAGCUGAUGGUGUUGGCCAGAGAGCUAAUGACUUUUGUGGGGUCCGAGGGGGUGUCAUCCAGAGCGCAAGGAGAAAGCGACGUGUUUCCCAAGAAGCCAACUUGCUGACCCUGGCUCAAAAGGCUGUGGAGCUGGCUUCUCUUCAGAACAUUGGAGAACCUGAAAGGUCAGAAGAAAAGAGCACAAGUGAGGUCCCAGCAGCGGCAGCAGCAAAAAGUGUAGUGGAGUUUGCCAGUUCUUCACCAGCCCCAAAGAGAGCCCGGGAGGACAGCAGUCUGUUGCCUCUCAUCAUUCCAGUGUCUGUGCCAGUGAGGAGGCUGGACGUUCAAGAUCUUGGAAGGGAGAAGAGUGAGGAUGGAAAGCUGCAGCAGCAGUUCAUGACGCAUGACCGCGGUGUCUCUGACAGCAAGCCGUCUGUUAUAGUCACCCGGCGGAGGUCGAAUCGCAACCUGAACAUGGACCUGGCAGCUCAGCAUGAAGAAACUGCCUCAAAAGAAGAAGUGGAAGGUUUUGCACGGAAACCAAAGCAACGACCCAGACCAGAGCCUCUCUUCAUACCACCCAAAGCUGGCACGUUUAUUGCUCCGCCAGUCUAUUCCAAUAUUACGCCAUAUCAGAGCCACUUACGUUCGCCUGUCCGCUUGGCAGAUCACCCUUCUGACAGAAACUUUGAGCUACCUCCUUAUACUCCCCCACCAAUACUCAGCCCAGUGCGAGAGGGUUCAGGACUUUAUUUCAACGCUAUCCUUUCUGCUAGUGGUAACUCAGUUCCACCCCCCAUGACUCCUAAAAGUGCACACAGGACGCUGCUCAGAUCCAACAGUGCAGAAGUCACUCCUCCUGUCCUUUCGGUGAUGGGAGAAUGUACUCCUGUCAGCAUUGAACCACGGAUCAAUGUAGGGCCUCGGUUUCAAGCAGAAAUCCCGCCUCUUAAAGAUCGAUCCCUGGCAGCCUUCGACAAAGCCAAGGAAGAACUGGUGUGGCAGCCAUGGGAGGAGCUUGAAACAAAUGCAUCAGUCCAAGAAAAUGUGGAGAAUCUGCUGACUGCUGCUUGCUCAAGUAUAUUUCCUGGUGGUGGUACCAACCAAGAGCUGGCAUUUCACUGCUUACAUGAAACAAAAGGAAACGUUCUGGCUGCUCUAACCAAAUUGCUGUUGAAGACGUCUGUGCGGUCCCUAAGCCACCCUCUUGCAGAUUAUCACUACACAGGAUCAGAUAAGUGGAGUGUACUGGAGAAAAAACUCUUCAAUAAAGGAAUUGCCAUCUACAAGAAAGACUUCUUCCUGGUUCAGAAAUUGAUAAAGACGAAGACUGUGAGCCAGUGUGUAGAGUUCUAUUAUACAUACAAAAAGCAAGUCAAAAUAGGCCGGAAUGGGAGCUUGAUCUUUGGGGAUGUUGAUACAACCAGUGAAAGAGCCAUUAAAGAUGAAGCUGAAGUAGAUGUAAAGAGUUCCCAUAGGCUUACACGUACUCUUCCUCCCAGAACGUACAAUGAAGAUUACGAAAAUACUGAAGAUGAGGAUGACGAAGGAGGAAUGGAUGAUGAAUUGGCUAUAAAAGAGGAAGUAGUAGAAGGAGAUGAGUUGUAUGACAAGAGCAGCAACAUAGCACCUCCCAAACCCACACACCUGUUACAUGAUGAGGACCAGGCUGGCACAGAGAGACGAAGGGAACCUGCUGUUCCAAGAGGGGUUGAAGCCAGAGGCAGAACUUCAAGAAGAACAAAGGAGAUGCCCAUUAAAUAUCGGAAGAUUUCUCCACCUGCACAGAAGAGAAGAAGAAAGCCAAAAGCCAAACCAGAGGCCGCCACCAAAGCCCAAAACCAAGAAGAAGAAUUUCCAUGUAAAAAAUGUGGCAGGAUCUUCUACAAAGUGAAAAGCCGCAGUGCUCAUAUGAAAAGCCAUGCUGAACAGGAGAAAAAGGCAGCUGCUCUGAAGCAGCGGGAGAGGGAAGAGGCAGAGGCGGCGGCGGCGGCGGCAGAGGCGGCUCGCAGCAAGGCUCAGCAUGAGGAAAGUAGUGAUAGCGGGAGCUCCAGUGGGGGCAGCGGUGGCGGCGGCAGCAGCAGCAGCAGCAGCUCUGAUGAAGAUGGAGAGGUCUAGCCAAGGCUCUGAGGAAGAUGAGAGAGCAGGCAGGCUGGAGACUCCGACCAUCAAGAUGCUCUUCCAUCUGUGGCUUGCAUUGCUCCUCAUCAAAACAGACUCCAGCCCUCUUGUUUCCACUUCCUUUCUUGCCAUGCUAACACGCCUGAGUCAAACAAAUGGAUUUUAAAGGAAAAAGUGGGAUGAAAUUUCUAUUUUUUAAAGCAAAAACAUUUUAUGAAUGACGUUUAUUUAUAAAUAACUGUUUUAGUACCUAA
Molecule: messenger RNA, 4679 nt
Organism: Varanus komodoensis (Komodo dragon)
Lineage: Eukaryota; Metazoa; Chordata; Lepidosauria; Squamata; Varanidae
Gene: MIDEAS
Product: mitotic deacetylase associated SANT domain protein
Exons: 13
Coding region: 1018-4422 (1134 amino acids)
Biological process (GO): negative regulation of DNA-templated transcription; regulation of transcription by RNA polymerase II
Cellular component (GO): histone deacetylase complex; transcription regulator complex
Molecular function (GO): transcription corepressor activity
Source: RefSeq, a predicted model, not a curated record